GUUAGAGGAGAGGACUCUAUCUAGUAUCUAGAUAUCUAUUAUCUAGAGUCUAGGGUGGGAGCUGCAGACAAUAUUUUCAUACUCGUCUAUAGCCUCGCUUGGGGGCGAAAACGCAUGAAGCGCCGCGCCGAUCUUGAUUCGGCUUUCUGCUUGCCGAUCGGUGUUUCACUGCGCUGUUCUCUCCCAGAGGUUAAUGGAUGUCAAUUAGAAGUUGGUCCACUGUCGGGCAGCGGUCUGGCUGCUGCGUCACUGAAUGUCAUAUGUUUCCUCGAUUUUUGUCGUCAGGAACCCCCGUAAACAAUCAAGGAAGAAGGUGAAGGACGGAGUAAACAUACAAAAUGAAUGAGCAAAGUGAUAAGCAUGCAGAUAGAGUGGAUCUCGACUUAUCUAACACAAGUCAGCUGUUACCUGCUGAAGAAAGGCAGAAUGAGGGAAGGUUGACCAACGAAGAAACUACUGAUGCUAAAUGCAAAAACUGUGAUAACAAGGCUGUUGGGCGCAUGGGCAAAAUCAUGGCUGGGGUUUCCCCAACGACAAUGUGCCCUUCAAUGACAAAGCUGCAUUUUUUUGCUACUCGCGUUGAAAUUUAUGCCAUGCUAGGUGCUCUUUUGUAUGUCCUGAUUUCUUUCUCCUGGGCUGAAACUGUCCGUGAUCCUAUUCUGCAGCUUGCUGGUCUGUUUGUCCUGGCUCAAAUAUUUGGCAUUCUAGUGGAAUUUGUCCAUCUCCCUCCCUUGUUGGGCAUGCUUAUGGCUGGAAUUUUUCUUAGGUAUAUGAACUAUUUUCAUGCUGAAGGGACUUUCUUAAAGUUGACUUCUACCAUAAGAGCAUGUGCAAUGACUAUGAUAUUGUUACGUGCAGGACUUGGACUUGAUCCAUCUGCAUUGUGUCGCCUGAGCACAGUAGUUUUACGACUGGCUAUCAUCCCUUGCACAUUAGAAGCAAUCGCAAUAGCUGUUGCCUCUCACUAUUUUCUGAAUUUUCCGUGGCUGUGGGGAUUUUUACUAGGCUGUGUUCUUGGUGCCGUAUCUCCUGCUGUAGUAGUACCAUCCCUAUUAUGGCUGAAAUCUGAGGGCUAUGGAGAGAAUAAAGGCAUAAGCACUCUAGUGACUGCAGGUACUUUGCUGGACAACAUUUUUGCAAUCACUGUAUUUGGAAUAUUUCUUUCUGUGAUAUUCUCACAAGGUUCCAUUGCAGCAACUGUGAUGCAAGGUCCUCUGGAAGUAUUAAUUGGAAUAACAUGGGGAGUUUUGAUGGGAGUGAUAUCCAUUUACAUCCCUCACUCUGAAGAUAAAUCUGUAAUUUUGUCACGCACAAUAAUGGUUGGUGCAAGUGGACUUUUGGCAGUGCUCGGAAGUCAGCUGGUUGGCUACCCAGGUGCAGGCCCCCUUGGUUGUAUAGUUGGUGCCUUUGUUGCUGGUUGUGGUUGGAGAGCUUUCAGUCCAGUUUCUACAUAUGAGCCUGUGCUGCUUUAUUUGUCAGAAAGCUGGCUGUUCCUCCAACCUUUCCUCUUUGGAUUAAUUGGCACUGAAAUAAAUCUUUCAGCCAUCUCUGGUGCAAAUACUGGAUUAGGUGUUGCCGUAAUGAUAACUGGUGUUCUGGUACGUCUCAUUGCCUGUUGCGUCUCAGUAAUGGGGUGUGGACUAACUUUCAAGGAGACCCUAUUUGUUAGUUUGUCUUGGCUACCAAAAGCAACUGUUCAGGCUGCCAUCGGACCAGUCGCAUUAGAUCUGGCACGUAGCGAUCAAUUGGAUGUAGAUGGGAGGAUACAGUUAGCGGAACAAGUCCUCACUGUUGCUGUGCUGUCCAUCCUGUUAACUGCCCCCCUCGGUGCAAUAGGGAUUUUAGGGGCAGGUCCCCGCCUCCUCAAUAAAAGUACCACCAAUCAUAUCUUGGAGGGAGAGCUGGAAGUUGCUGAACGGAAUAAUGAUAUGAUAUAAUUUCACUUUACCUCACUUUAAUGUGAAUCUCUAAUUGAGUCUCUCUACUUAAUGCGACCAUAUGGGCCAUAUGGGCUCUGUAAUAUCCUUUACUAUGUUUUUAUCCAUUACAUAAUGGGGGCUCUUUCCUCAGUGAUGAGCCAUCCAUCAACAAGAUCCAUGUAUGUACUUAUGCUUUUAUUUUGUGAUUUACCAUGUACUUUAAAAUUCAAUGAGAGGACAUUGUGUUCCUUCUCUAAGAAUCAUAGGUCAGCCUAAAUCAUCUAGGGACCAAAACUUCUCAGAGUGUUAUUUAUGUUUUAUUGUUGUGCUACAGUACUUCCAUUUUCUCUUAUAAUUCUUCUGCUAACUUAAACUUUGAAUAAGUAAAUCAACGACAAAAUAAUCGUUACCCUGUAAGUGUAGUAGAGUGUGAUAUGGUGACACUAAAUGUUCCUGAGUGUUUCAAACUGUUUGACUGAUUGCUUAAGGUAAGGCGUGUUUUUAUAUUAUUAUUAUUAUUAUUUCAAAUUAUUUUGAUACUGUAAUUAAAGGCCAAAACCCACUUAAUCUAUUUUGUAGUUUAAAUAAAUAAAACAUAAGAUAAAUACAUUGUGUUCAAAGA
Molecule: messenger RNA, 2541 nt
Organism: Thrips palmi
Lineage: Eukaryota; Metazoa; Arthropoda; Insecta; Thysanoptera; Thripidae
Product: sodium/hydrogen exchanger 9B1-like
Exons: 10
Coding region: 339-1937 (532 amino acids)
Biological process (GO): proton transmembrane transport
Cellular component (GO): membrane
Molecular function (GO): antiporter activity
Source: RefSeq, a predicted model, not a curated record